Messenger RNA from Myotis davidii, 2931 nucleotides. Its product is annotated as receptor-type tyrosine-protein phosphatase N2-like. The record is from RefSeq and is a predicted model, not a curated record. Gene Ontology annotation, cellular component: secretory granule. Gene Ontology annotation, molecular function: protein tyrosine phosphatase activity. Lineage: Eukaryota; Metazoa; Chordata; Mammalia; Chiroptera; Vespertilionidae. The transcript has 16 exons. Gene Ontology annotation, biological process: protein dephosphorylation.
AUGGCCAGGUGCUGCUAUGGCUCCGUGUUGGUGCCGGUGCUCAGCUACAAGUUCCAGCGUUUCUGGAGGGAGCACAGCCCAUCUGCUGCUGUGAGGGGCCAGCCUGCCGAGUGGAGGCUGCAGUCUGCCCAGGACGCGCCCAUCCUUAAGAUCCUGGUGUCUUCCCUGGUCGCAGGUGCCUCUGCUCUCCUGUCAUCCCCAGAAUGCCGCGGCUGCGCCGCCACCGGCUCCCUGCCUGCCACCUCUGGCUCCAAGUGCCAGUGGCCUGGGGAAGUCAGCAACAAGGACAGACUGGAAAGAUCGUCGGGACUGAGGAUUCUUCAGGCCGGAGCGGGGUCGAAAAGCAAGCUCAAGCUCCCACCUCGCCCCGCGGAGCAGGAGGACUCGGCCAAGUUCCUGGUGCUCACGCUGCUGUCCAUCGCUGCCAUCCUGGGCGUCCUGCUGGCCUCGGGGCUUCUCAGGGAGAAGCUCUGGGGCCUGGCGGGCGCCCCGGGCCCUGACGCCACUGCAGCCUACCAGGUAAGGGCCUCCUGCCCGGCGCUGCCCCUCUGGGAACAGAUCGCACAUAAGGCCGCACUCGACGGGCCAAUGCCCAGCCCUUCCGUGCGGAGCAGCACCUCGUCCUGGUCCGAGGAGCCGGCGCUGCCCAACAUGGACAUCUCGACCGGCCACAUGGUCCUGGCCUACAUGGAGGACCACCUGAGGAACAAGCACCGGCUGGAGCGGGAGUGGGAGGCGCUGUGCGCGUACCAGGCGGAGCCCGACAGCGCGCUCGUGGCCCAGCGGGAGGAGAACGCGCCCAAGAACCGCUGCCCAGCAGUGCUGGCCUUUCAUCAUCACCAAUCCAGGAUUAUAUGAAAUGCUGAAGGGUCACUCAACAACUCGGACUACAUCAACGCCAGCCCCAUUAUGGACCACGACCCCAGGAGUCCGGCUUACAUCGCCGCCCAGGGGCCGCUGCCCGCCACCGUGGCUGACUUCUGGCAGAUGGUGUGGGAGAGCGGCUGUGUGGUCCUCGUCAUGCUGACCCCGCUGGCGGAGAACGGCGUCCGGCAGUGCUACCACUACUGGCCCGACGAGGGCUCCAACCUCUACCACAUCUACGAGGUGAACCUGGUCUCUGAGCACAUCUGGUGCGACGACUUCCUCGUGCGGAGCUUCUACCUGAAGAACCUGCAGACCAGCGAGACGCGCACGGUGACCCAGUUCCACUUCCUGAGCUGGUAUGACCAGGGCGUGCCGUCCUCCACGCGGUCCCUCCUGGACUUCCGCAGAAAAGUAAACAAGUGCUACAAAGGCCGCUCUUGUCCAAUAAUUGUUCACUGCAGCGAUGGCGCGGGCAGGAGCGGCACCUACAUCCUGAUCGACAUGGUUCUCAACAAGAUGGCCAAAGGCGCUAAAGAGAUCGACAUCGCAGCCACCCUGGAGCACCUGAGGGACCAGAGGCCAGGCAUGGUCCAGACCAAGGCGCAGUUCGAGUUCGCGCUGACAGCGGUGGCCGAGGAGGUCAACGCCAUCCUCAAGGCCCUUCCCCAGUGAGCGGCCUGCCGCCCGGCCGCCAGCCGCGGGGGUCGCGGUGUCAAAUAAGCGUCUCCAGUGUAACUGCCCAAUAACAAGGCCCCCAAACCCAUAGGCACUACAGCUUAGCAGCUAAAAAUGUGCAUUUUUGUUCAAUUAAAUAAUAAUGAAGAGAGGUUUGUGGGAUCGUCCAGUUUGGGGGGCAACCUGUCCAUCUAUCCUCGCCGUCUUGAAAAGAAUUCCAUUUUCCUUAAAGUUCAGUUCUCGCUCUCAGUCGCAAAUACUAUUGUGUUUCCACUGCGCGGCUCACGUAUGUGUGCUCCUGGGAGGCGGCCUGUGACCUGUAACUUCCCAGGUCAUCGGCCGCGGGGGGCGGGGCGGGGGCGCUUGUCAUUAGGAGGCUCCUCCGAGGAGAGACCGGGCCUGUCAGGAGCGAGAUGGACAGAACUGGUGACCUGCAGCUUUGGGACCAAUAACAACGAAAUUGUCCCAGCAUCCUUCCUGCUCUGGGCGGCCGCCCUCCCCUGAGCACUGCUCACCGCCACACGCUCCAGCUGCGGGGGGCAGGGCCCCAGGGGCAAGCACUUCCCAGCCACGCAGGGGUGACAGGUCUCCUCGGCAAGAUCGUACGUGAGCCCCAACCUUGGGAGCAUUUUCAGCUGUAGAAACGGGUUUACACACAGCAGACACCGACGAACACUUUCCUGAGGGAAAGCCUACAUCAGGGGACCGGUCGGGCGUGGGGCCCUCGCGAGGUUCCCAAAGAGCCCACGUCCCAUCAGCGCCCCUCUCACGGGCGCCCUGGAGCCGCCCCCCACGCCUCUCUCCGUGCGAGCAGAGCAGCUGCGAGCGGAGACCACCAGCGCCUCCCCGCAGGUCGGACCGGCCGCUGAGGUUGGCCACUGCUGUCACAGACAAGCCGCGGGAGGUGGCGCAGGUUUGCCAACGUGGCCAUGAGUGUCGGCCUGACUACCCCAUGCCAGAGAGAGCAGAAAUCCCAGCCAUUAACUCAGGACAGCCAGGUCUGAGGACGGCGGCUGCACGCGCAGUGUCAUCCUGCGGUCGGUGCAAAGGGGCAGUGUGGCCCCGUCCCCUCCCGCCCCUGCCCGGCUCCAGCCCCAGCAGAUGCCACAAGCCUUGAGAAAGUGACCUGCCGAACGGGAGAAAGAUGCCAAAAUAUCGUUUGUGUCUUUAAUGUCGUGUGUGCGUGUGCUGUAAACUCGCUGUAAUUUCCCCAGAGCUAUUUCUCUAUCUGGAAAUCUCCAUGAUUCACAGAGGCUAACUUCUCUGAACACAGGAAGCAUAUACCGGCUGUAACUCCAGCUCCUGCGGUCCAGGGCACCUGUGCUGUGGGGGGUGUAUGCAUCCAACUGAGCCACAUUAAAGUGCCGCUUCCACACGCAAUGGUCUCUA